UUAGACCUUUCCUCUGAGCCCUUGGUCUGCCAUCUGUCUAUGUGAGAAGGAGGGAGUUGGCAUUUAUUUCAGGCCCCGACUCUGAGCUCUUUUUGCCUGACCUCACCUGCUUCGAGCUCUGAACCUUGCCACAUCCCUGCCCCUUGGCCUGCUUCCAGCUUAGGAUAUCUCCCACCCCAACCCUGGGAGGGUGGCAGGAGCCAUUCUCAUUGCAGAUCUAAGCAAACUGAGGUGCAGAGAGUCAGGGCCCUUCGGUCCUCAGCGCUUCUCUUCUUGUUGGGUCUUCUAGUGACCGAUUCCUCUCCAGCUGGGGUGCAGGAAAUGGAAGCUGCUGCUGACACAGCCUUGAAGACAGCCACUUGCCUGCUCAGCACCGUUACUUAGAAGAUAGGAUUCAAGAGGAGCCGCCCCCCGCAGAGCCGGCCCAGGGGCGAGCCAGGGCCCCCCCAGCCCCGGGAUGACCUCGGCCGGCAGGGCCAACCCCUACAGUAUCGUGUCAUCGGAGGAGGACGGGCUGCACCUGGUCACCAUGUCAGGUGCCAACGGCUUCGGCAACGGCAAGGUGCACACGCGGCGCCGAUGCCGAAACCGCUUCGUCAAGAAGAACGGCCAGUGCAACAUUGAGUUUGCCAACAUGGACGAGAAGUCGCAGCGCUACCUGGCCGACAUGUUCACCACCUGCGUGGACAUCCGCUGGCGCUACAUGCUGCUCAUCUUCUCGCUGGCCUUCCUCGCCUCCUGGCUCCUGUUCGGCAUCAUCUUCUGGGUGAUCGCGGUGGCCCACGGCGACCUGGAGCCGGCCGAGGGCCGCGGCCGCACGCCCUGCGUGAUGCAGGUCCACGGCUUCAUGGCCGCCUUCCUCUUCUCCAUUGAGACGCAGACCACCAUCGGCUAUGGGCUGCGCUGCGUGACAGAGGAGUGCCCGGUGGCCGUCUUCAUGGUGGUGGCGCAGUCCAUAGUGGGCUGCAUCAUCGACUCCUUCAUGAUCGGCGCCAUCAUGGCCAAGAUGGCCCGGCCCAAGAAGCGGGCGCAGACCCUGCUGUUCAGCCACAACGCCGUGGUGGCGCUGCGCGACGGCAAGCUCUGCCUCAUGUGGCGAGUGGGCAACCUGAGGAAGAGCCACAUUGUGGAGGCCCACGUGCGUGCCCAGCUCAUCAAGCCGAGGGUCACCGAGGAGGGCGAGUACAUCCCACUGGACCAGAUCGACAUCGACGUUGGCUUUGACAAGGGCCUCGAUCGCAUCUUCCUCGUGUCCCCCAUCACCAUCCUGCAUGAGAUUGAUGAGGCCAGCCCGCUGUUUGGCAUCAGCCGGCAGGACCUGGAGACCGACGACUUCGAGAUCGUGGUCAUCCUGGAGGGCAUGGUGGAGGCCACGGCCAUGACCACGCAGGCCCGCAGCUCCUACCUGGCCAACGAGAUCCUGUGGGGCCAUCGCUUCGAGCCUGUCCUCUUCGAGGAGAAGAACCAGUACAAGAUCGACUACUCCCACUUCCACAAGACCUACGAGGUGCCCUCCACACCCCGCUGUAGCGCCAAGGACCUGGUGGAGAACAAAUUCCUGCUGCCCAGUGCCAACUCCUUCUGUUAUGAGAACGAGCUAGCCUUCCUGAGCCGCGAUGAGGAAGACGAGGCCGAUGGAGGCCAGGAUGGCCGUAGCCCCCAGGCUCGGCAUGACUUUGACAGACCCCAGGCCAGUGGUGGUGGUAGUGGUGGUGGUGGUGGUGGUGGUGGUGUCGGUGUCCUUGAGCAGCGGCCUUACAGACGGGAGUCAGAGAUCUGAGCCACCAUGGGCCAAGGUGCAGCAUCCGCCCCGCCAGGGAGAGGCCCAGCGUCCCGUGAGGGUCCUGGGUUUGAGCAGAAUGGGCCUGGUGCCCCGGUUGCAGACUCAGUAGCGUUUUAGAUGUUUUAUGUUCCUUCACAGUGGCCUGGAAAGGUUGGCGGGAGAGUGGGCGGCCAAAGUGGGCCGCCCCUGGCCUCAGAGGCCGGAGCAGGUGCAGGGGCAGGGAGGUGACCUCUGGGGGUCCGGGCCAGGAGCCAGGGGCUUCUGCCUGACGACAGAACAGCAGCCUGCCCGGAAGUGGCUGGACAGCCAUCCAGCCUCUGUGGGUCAAUGCUGGCAGGCUGCAGUGCACCUCACUGGUUUUUAACUUGGGGAGAAACACCAGUUUUGGCUUUCUCAACCUUAGCUUGAGUAAGACUGUUUACAAAAAAAAAAAAAAAAUUUAACAUGUGAUUUAAAAAAAUUUGAUUUGUGGGGGUUAUAAAAAAAAGGACAGUUAGAAUUCCGUUGGUCUUCCGAGAUGCAGGCAGGUAGAUGGAGGCCCCACGAGGCUCCCCGAGGCUGGACAGGCCUCUCCUCUGUGGAGGCCGCAUGCGUGCCAGGUGGCACAGUCCGCAAGCGCAAGCACGGUGCUCAUCCGUGGUUCCUUAUGCUCACGGCGGAUCAGGUGAUAUUUGCGCUAGAAAAACCAAGACCAUGUUAAUGAUCAUCAUAAAAGCUUUCCAGAGUCAUAGUGGUGGGGGGUAGGGGCUGGGAAAAAACUAUUUGAGCUUUUCGGGUUUGACUUUUGUACCUUAGAGGUGCGUCUCAGGGCUGGAAAUGGGACCUGCCUGCCGUGGAGGGCCCGCUCUCCCCCCAUCCACCAGAUUUUCCUGUUUUACUUCUCUCUCCUUUUCUGCCUCAUAGCCUCCACCCUUCCAUAGUGAGGGACACUUGGAAAAUGUUGGAGUAGAUGGCUCCGUGGGAAGGGAGGGCCGGUUCCCUGAUGACAAGGAAGCAGAUCAGCCCCAUUCCCACGGGACCCCAGUGUGAGUCGUGCCUUAGAGACCUCAGGUGGGCCAGCUCCAGCUGUUUCUGUUGUUACCGGACUAGCCCGUACUCCCAGCUGCCCCCGAUUCCACCAUGAAGUCCCCACCAGCCUGUCUGCCUGCAGAGGCUGGGCUAUCCUCCUUGCACCUGGGACAGCACAAGGGAGCCCAGGUAGGUCCCAGCCAGGCUCUUCUCCGCUGCUGAAUGGCAGAGGAUCUUAGAAGAGGUGUGGAAUUGUCAGCCGAGAUGACUGGGAGUGGCACUUGCUUCUAGGCCCCCUCGUCAGGAGGAAGUUCGGAGCUGUUGGCUCUGCUGGCCCCAAAGCAGGGCCCUGGACCAGGAACUGCCCAACAUGGGCUUGUUCUUGGCAGGGGACACAGCUGGCAGGGGUGGAGCUGGCCAGGCCUUUCCCAGGACAGCUAAGAUUUCUGUCUUCUCCAAUGACCAGGCCUGUAAGGAAGUCCUUAAUUAGAAAGCCCAUACAUGUCUCCUCAGCCUGCCUGCCUAGGCCACUCCAACCUGUGCCCUCUCUGAGAUAGCUAGGCACCAAGGACUCUCGCACAAACGGGAAAUGGAAGGAGACUUCAAGGUCACGAAGUGAGUGGUGGGUCUUGGGAGGCAGGGAGAAGCCAGGGGCCUGGGGUGGGGGCUGUUACCUCUCCCCUCCUCCUCCACCAACCCCCAGGGCAGCUGGAGACCUGGUCUGAGGCCAGAGGACCUCGAGGGUCUGGGCAUGAGCCAUCAGUCCCCCCCCCCACACACACACACGGGCGCCCUGGGACCGUGCCCUGAGUGGUGUCAGACUCUCAGCAUUGUGCCCUAGCCUCAGACUCCACCCUCAUUUCUGGCUGGGGGAAUUCCAGCAGUGGAGUCAGCUCUUUCCUCUCAGGAUCUGCUGGAGGGGCUUUAGUCCUUCCCAGCUCGGGGCCUGGCUUCCCAGCCCUGAGCCUGGCUGCCUUUCUCCAUCUUAGCUCUGGGGGGGUGGGAGGGGCAAGGGUAGAGUUGAUGUGGGACAGCUUCCCUGCCCACCCCCUAGAUUGUCAGGCUGAGCCAGGGAGGGAUGAGGGGACCCCAGUCACUUGAGGCUGGCAGAGGGGCCUGUGUCCUGCUCUGCCCAGCAGCUGGAGAUCCUUCCAGGGCUGGUGAGCCAGGCUUCCACUGCCACCAUGCAGAGCAGAGCCCAGGGAUGUUGGGUGACUUGGUGCACCUCCUCUCAGGCCCAGGCUGGAUGGUUCAGCCCCAGACCCUGCGGGAGAGCAGCCCUGGGCUGCCUUUCAUCUCUCGCCAAAGGCAGAUGCUGCGUUUUCAGACUCUUCUGCCCUUUUUUUUUUCCUUCCCUGUAUUUAUUUAUUUAUUUAUUGCUUGUGCUAAAGACCAAAAUAGUCUCCCUCUUUAGUGCACUUGAAACGGGAGGGUGGAUGGGAGGAGCUGUGUGUGCUCACAGAGCAAGGAUUACGUCAUCCCUGGGGAGUGUGUGCCGGGGUGGGGUGGGGUGGGGUGUGUGUGUGUGCCCGUGUGUGUGUGUGUGUGUGCAUGUGGUGUGUGGAGAGCAUGUUAGCCCUCUGAGUGUGCCACAUGCCACGUGCAAUGCGUGUGCCGAGCACAGGCAAGUAGGGAGCAUUUGUGCACUUGAGUGUGUGUGGUGUGUGUUUGGAUGCGUGUGCAUCUGUGUGUACAUGGAGUGUGGUCUGUGUGCUGUGCAGGUGUGUGUUCCAAUCUACUCCCACCCUCACCCUUUCAGGCAAUGGGAUUUCCAGGAAGUUUCUUAACAACCUGAACUGAGAGGUGUGGCUGUUGGAGCCAGCCAAGGUGGCCUGGGUGCCCUCCUCCCUGAGACAUGGAACUGCUUAUGUGGAAAAGGGGCCGUGCUGGCGGCGUGUGUGUGUGAGUGUGAGUGUGUGAACACCCAAGUGCAUGCAUUUGCAGGAGCAAUCAUCUCAUCGCUGUUCAAGGAAAUAUGUGCAAUUGUGGCUUUGCAUGAGCGUGUGGAUUCACCGUUCGUGGGCAUGCUGUACCAAUGUGUGCCCACGAUGAUCUCCAUAUGUGUGUGAAUCUGGGCUGAUGAUGUACACACGUGGGAUGUCCGUGUGUGCAUAUACACACAGACUCAGAGUUGUAUGUAUAUUUACCCACAGGUAUGUUUGUGAGUGUGUGUUUUACACGCGGGCAUUGGUUUAAAUGUUUGCCAGGCUGCAAGGCUGGGCACACACCGCUCAGGAUGGAUGCGGGCUGGGGACAUUGGCACAGCUGAACCCAGUAGCCCCACUGCCCUCUGCCCGGAUUACAUCCAUAUGGGAAUGCAUGGAAUGUGUGUGCCAGUGUGAGGCUUUUGUGUACUUGGGCAUGAGGUAAUAUCUUCCCAUGUGUGUGAGCACAUGGCAUCCAAGGUGAGUGCUUGCAUAUGGAUGGCGUAUGUGUGUGUGUGUUUGGCCCAGUGAAGACGUCGUGCAUGUGGUGCAUUUGUGUGUGGCAGUUGUGCCGGAUUCUGUGAGCAGGGCUGGUGCCUGCCUGCUGGGGGCAGUGUGUAUGGGAAUGCACGAGCGUGUGCAGGUCCCAGGGCUGUGUACACAAAAACGUCAGUGGAAACGGUGUGUCCGUGUGCACGCCUGCGCGUGCUGCCUCGAACACGGUGGCCGCCCCCCCCCCGUGCCUGCUGGUGCUGUGCUGCCCGGUCCCUGCCUGCCCGAGGGUCCCGGGAGGGGCCGGGGGCGGGAGCGGGCCUGAUGGGAAGGAGGCCCUGCACAGGGGUGUCUGCCCUGCGUGAGGUCAUAGAAUGUCAAAUCUAUUUUAAAUGGUGAAACUGGAGAAUUUUCAUGUUAUUUUCAAUACAUAGCGGUAUCUAAAGACAUAGGCCACGAGACUAGACCACAUUAAAUGCAUUUUGAUCUCUUUGAG
Messenger RNA from Nyctereutes procyonoides (raccoon dog), 5704 nucleotides. RefSeq names its product potassium inwardly rectifying channel subfamily J member 12 (gene KCNJ12). The transcript has 3 exons. Gene Ontology annotation, cellular component: plasma membrane. The record is from RefSeq and is a predicted model, not a curated record. Gene Ontology annotation, molecular function: inward rectifier potassium channel activity. The coding region runs from base 458 to 1780 and encodes 440 amino acids. Gene Ontology annotation, biological process: potassium ion import across plasma membrane; regulation of monoatomic ion transmembrane transport. NCBI's taxonomy places the organism in Eukaryota, Metazoa, Chordata, Mammalia, Carnivora, Canidae.